This is a messenger RNA of Ornithorhynchus anatinus (platypus), 6412 nucleotides long. It is a transcript of the gene RNF24, whose product is annotated as ring finger protein 24. The transcript is spliced from 8 exons. Gene Ontology annotation, molecular function: zinc ion binding; ubiquitin protein ligase activity. Gene Ontology annotation, cellular component: endomembrane system. Bases 179 to 625 code for a protein of 148 amino acids. The record is from RefSeq and is a predicted model, not a curated record. NCBI's taxonomy places the organism in Eukaryota, Metazoa, Chordata, Mammalia, Monotremata, Ornithorhynchidae.
CCGCCCUCCGGGACCCAACGCCGCCGCCAACGCCGCCGCCGGGAGAGCAGUUAUGCUUAAACUCUGGAUUGCAGAAUUUGCUGGAAAUAAAUUAUAAGGCUCUGCUAGACAAUGAGCCUGAAUUCCUAGAGAUCUGCAUCUGGACACUCGGAACGUAGAGACCUAAGCAGGCCCAUCCAUGAGCUCAGAUUUCCAGCAUUACAAUUUCAGGAUGCCUAACAUCGGAUUCCAGAAUCUGCCUCUCAACAUAUACAUUGUGGUUUUUGGCACAGCUAUAUUUGUCUUCAUCCUUAGUUUACUCUUCUGUUGCUACUUAAUCAGGCUAAGACAUCAGGCACACAAAGAGUUUUAUGCCUACAAACAGGUUAUUCUAAAAGAAAAAGUAAAAGAACUGAAUUUGCAUGAAAUCUGUGCCGUCUGCCUGGAAGAAUUCAAGCCCAAAGAUGAGCUGGGGAUCUGUCCGUGUAAACAUGCCUUCCACAGGAAGUGCCUCAUUAAGUGGUUGGAAGUUCGCAAAGUGUGCCCUCUUUGCAACAUGCCAGUCCUGCAGUUGGCCCAGCUGCACAGUAAACAGGACCAUGGGCCCCCGCAGGGCCCCCUGCCCGGAGCGGAGAACAUCGUAUAGCUCUCCGCAAGGAACGGGCACUUCGGCUACACCCGCUCCCCGAAUGGAUCUUCGCAGGGCAGCGCGACUCUCCGGCUCGGCCGCCGACCACCUCGGCGCUCUGGGCAUCAUUCCUUUUGUCUCAUGAAGCACUCCCCCCGACUCCCACAGGGAGCUUGGAGCCUUGAGAUCUGGAUUUCCCGGCAAUCUGAACACCCCUACCAGUGCCUGCGUGAGGGGUGGCGGAUCGAUCAGGUGCCCUAGGUUUCCGCGGGCCCCGCUGGGGUUCCCCACCUUUCACCUGGUGCUCUCCCGGAUCACCCUCGUUCCUCCGGGGAGCUGAAAUCAUGGCCGAGCAGGGAAGGCGCCGGGGCUGAGGAUUCCGGAAGGGAAUAGCGAGAUUAGUCUUUCAGGAUCCCUCACCCACGCCCCUAGUUGUCAGGUGAAGUUCCCCUGCAGCCCGUGCCUACCUUGGUGGCCCCCGGGAAACCCCGGUUCUCAGGGCCGGCCCGGGACCCGAGCUUACUGGUUUGCCGGUGGAUGGUGACAUGGUGACGAGUGCCGAGGCUCUUGGACAUUCCGUUCCGUUGAUGAGGCUUUUCCUAGAAUCCUGUGAUUUUCACUGAAACAGUCGGCAGCUCCUUGGGGGGCAGGGUGGGGAGAGGCUGGGCAGAGGUAAGCACCCUCGCAUGAAGCCCCCAGCGCCUCCAGUGCCCAUUCGGUGGAGCGGAAGCCCGACCGACAUCCAGGAGUGGCCCGGGCAAGGGCCGUUGGAUGCCCACCAGCCCCCUCUGUCCCCCUCCACCGUAGGAGGGCUGCCAAAGGCAUUGGCAGCGGCCUUCCGCCAGCUCAGUAAGGCACCAGCGGCCUUUCCAAGAAAAUGACCAAGUAGAGCUGCUCGUUUCCACCCCCAGGGAUGCACCGAGGGGCAGGUGACGGUCACCGCAUCCGGGCUGGGGUAUUAGCAUUCUUAAAAAGAACCCUGUACUCAAGACUCAGCUGAGCUGACUUGGUGUGGGGAACUCUUCUUUUGUCUCUUUUUUCCCUCUUCUUCUUCCCCCUUUGUCUCCUCCUCCUCUCCCUCCUCCCAGAAUGUGUACAUUCCUUCCAGGGAUCCAGUUUUGGCCCCGUCAUCUCUCACUCCUGAUCCCAGACCGCUAGCUGUAAAGUUCCCUCUUAGUUUCAAGGCACUGUUAUUCAACCUCUCGAAGGGAUCCUGGAGAUUCUUCCUGUAGGAUAAAGAAGAAAAGUUUGGAGGGGUCAACCAUGGAGGGUGAGGUAGCCACGUUUAUAUCUGAAAGUAGGAGUACUUUGGAUUAACGAGAGUGUAUGUAUAGGAGGGGAAGGGAUGCUGCUCUCUCUGACCCGAGGAAUGACUGAAAGCAACUUUCUCCGUUGCGAUUCCUGAAUAGUCGAAGAAUUGACUAUUCAGAGUGUAUUGGUGUCUUGAGCCCCUGGGCCGACCUAGUGACCGCCCCAUCGGCCUCAAUCUCAAUCAGGGAAUGCUCACAUCCUUCAUUAGCUGCUGUUCUGCUCAUUUUGACCGUUUUAUCCCUAAAGCCUCUCCUCGUGUUGGGACCGCUGAGCCAAGGUCACGUGAGAUCGAGAGAGAGCAGGGAGAGUUUGUUACUCUGGGAAGCUAUAGUCCUUGGGCUGGAUUUUUUUUCACCGCAGCUGAUGGGAAUGUGGGGAGGUGACAGUGCUCUGAUGCAGGUGCUGAGAAUAACCUAGAUGUAGGGGAAAGUGAAGAGUAUCAGGCAGUGUGAGUCAAAGGAGAGUUGGAGUUACGGUUUGUGAGGUUCAGCGGUUCCCCAUGUGUGGCCUGAUUGUUAUAUUGUCAGCUGAACUGUUUCCUUACCAGGGGAAUGAUGUGACAUGGGUAUUGCUGGGGGCGGUCGGGGUGGGUCGGGGGGUGGUGUGUUUGUGGGGGUGUGUGUGUUUUCAUGCGAGUCUGGCUUUAGUCUUUCUGCCCUCCGCUCAGUCCUUAACCCAAGAGUAGAAGGGAUGACCUGUCCUUUCCAGCGUGUCGUCAUUAAGUUUAGGGAAAUGAACAAAUAUGUGCUUGCACUAUAACUGCCGCAAGUCGACAGGGAACACUUUUCAGCCAUCGGGAGGUAGGCCUGGCCCCGGACUCACCCAGCGAAUGUGCAGAGCUGUUAGCGGAUAACUGCCGGCACAUCCAGGUGGUUGGAAUUUCUUUGGUCUUAGUAUCCUGUCUUCCUCUGGGCCCUGGAGCCCAUGGUGGUGCAGUUCUUUCAGCCUCGCUACUGUCCCUCCCUCUCAGGCAUCCCCAUGGCAUUCCUCGGGUCCUGUGGUGGAGGGGUUUUCCUUUCACAUCGGCUCGCGGGUGGCUGCUCUCCUGACCCCCCCAUUGGCCUCACCGACUGACCUUGAAACCCCACACCCAGAUUCCAUGCCCACGGCUGAGUCCGAAAGGGCAGCAGCAGCACCCAGGGUUUGCAGGACGUAGCUCGGACUUGCUUACGUCCUCCUUGCCGAUCAUUAGCUUGGGCCAGGAUCGGGUUCACCAGCCCACACGAUGCUUAGAAACGGGCUCUCUUUCUAGAGAAAUACCCAAGCACCCGCACCGUCAACAGGCAGCAUCGUAGGCCGGCGGGUGAGUUAUUUCCGUUGGUGGGCCGAGCGUUCCCGUGGGACGGCACCUGGUCACGUGCUCCGGGCCUCCCGGCCCAGAAUUCUGCCCUAGAUACUUGUGCUCUUUGUCGGAAGCUCCCGCUCCGGCAACUCCCCCGCCACCGUUUGAUUCCCUUCUGAGAUGCUGCUGACGUAGGUUGUGAACGGAGUUCUCUUUGCCUCCUCCCAGCGUUCUUCUGCCCGGGAUGAGGCCAGAGCCGGUAGGCGGGUCUGGCAGCCGUGGCAGGCCACGGUGAUCAGGCUCAUUCGGGAUAAAAACGCCGCCUCUUCUUGCCCGAAACAGGGCCCCUGUGCUCGUUCCCGCUCCGUUCCUCCCCCUCAGGACUGUUGUUUUGAGCCCCCCGCCCCCGAGAGGUGACCUCUCUCCCUGACCGUUCAAGCCUUUCGGGACCACCCUGUCACUUGCUAAUUCAGAGGCAGCUCCCUCUCUCUGAGGAUAGUGAAGCUGAGCCAGGUGGCCGCCCCGAGGAAGCAAACCGGAAUCUGUGCUGCUGUGCCGUGGCCCUCACUCCCACACAGUGUUCUUCCAAGCCAUAUCCCUCCUUUAGGUCUCUAGCUUAGGGCAGCUGGCGCUGCGCAGUAGCAUUGGCUAUUAUUUAUGUGCUGGGAAAUAAUUGGGCAAGUCCGGUUCCCAGCCGGUCAGAGUCCCCGCUACCGUCUAACCGUCCCUGUGGAAGGGCCCGGAGAGAACGCGGCAGUAAGAUGUUAAACCCUCCAGGAUUGAGGGAAAGCACACCAAGAGGAGUUUGAGCUGGCAGGCACUCUCAUUUAGACCCAAAUCCCCUGCCCUUCCUUCAGGCCCCCUUCCUGAGUUUUCUUCCCCGAACUGGGCCUUCCCGGCUCCUGCGGCACGGGGUUUUGAGCAGGUGGGGGGGGGCAGGCCAGGUUUGGGCUUUUCCCUCUCCUGUUGGGCCACGGUACCGCCCUGGGACUGAACUCCGGGUCUGAUGAGCUGUUGCCAUCCCCCGCUGGCUUUCUGAUCACCCCCUGGGUUGGCCUGCCCGCCCUGAUGGCGAUGGGCCCCCGGCUGGCAGCGAAAGUCCACAGAGGGCUCUGCUGGGGACUUGAGCCCGCUCACCACCUGCUGAGGGCAGGGCUGCCCACGAGGCCCGUGUGGACCCCAGUUGGCGGCCUCUGUUGGUGCCGGCGGACUCCUGGCCCCGUUUCCUCUUUUGCCAGCCGGAGCUAAUGGUCUCCCGGUCUCCUUUCCCACCUUCCGCCGGUCUACCUUGGGUCCGUUCUUGGCUGGGAACCGAGCGGCCAGCCCUGCCUGCUGAUCAGCCUGGGGCCUGGGAGCCCAGGAGGUCACCGCCAAGAGGACCCCAGGGGGCGCAGAUCGGUCCCAAGCGUCUCAGACUGGGGAAAACGGACCUCACGCAGGAACAGGCUUGCGUGCCCCGUGUCCCCCUCCUGCCGCGGCACCCCCAUGACCGUGCCGAGAUCUGGGCCGACUCCCCCGGGAACAUGUUCCCCUGACACUGCGUAGCGGCGCGUGGUGGCAAAUAGUGGCCCCCCCCCCUUGGCUUCUGGGCAGAUGAGAAACCUCCCUCCCUUCCCACAGAUGCCCUGGAUUUGACUAAGUGCCUGACCACGGGGAAUCAGCCGGAGAGCCUUCAAACCUGACUGACCCAAUCCUUGAACUGCCCUUACUUAGAGAAAGCCUUGUCAGACGGUCGCAGUAGAUGGCUAGAGCCGUUCUCUCGGUCUCCCCGGGAAGAGCCAGGCGAGUCCAGGUGGGAAUAGAGUGAGGGGCCAGGAGAGAAUGAAGGAGUGGAGAAAGAGUGCUCCGGGAGCCGGCCACUUGUCUUUGCUGGGUGGGCCAUCUGUAGUAUCCGAGUCCUGAAGGCAGAGGUGUCUGGAUCCUCCCUGAGGAACAAAUGGAAUCGGGUGCCGAGCGGUUGGGUCGGGCCAAGGGGGCGACCGGCCGAACAGUGGGACUUGGGGAGGAGAGCGGGGACACGGGCUCUAUCGGGCCUCGGAGGGAGCGGCAGUGGCAGAUUGGGGUCUCUGUACGGGCUGGGCCAGACUUUACCUCGAGGUACCCCCGCCCCACCAUCCCUUGCGUCAUCCUCCAAGCCCCCUGGGACACUGAAGCGUGAGACGAGCUUCUCUCGGGUCGAGGGCAGGGAGUUGAGGGGUGGAUUUUGAAGGGAAGGCGAGGACCCAGUGGGGACCACAGGCCCGAAGGGUGGGAAGACCCCAGGCUGGAAUCCAGAACGGGCAGUGCUGAGUCCCAAAUCCACCGGGAGGGAGAGUUCCAGUCGGAAAGGCCGGACGCCGGGGCAGGAUCACUCUGGGUCUGGGGGUGGAAUUUACUGGGCGGGUGGAUUUGAAGUGGAUGUGGGGAAAGAGAAACGUUUCAGUCAGUGUUUGAAACCUGCCUGGCCCGGGAACAGACCGCUUUGGAUGCUUCCCUGGCAAAGCCGGGCAAGAAUGGAGCCGUCCUGCCCUCCUUUCCCCAGCCACCAAGGCCCCGUGGGUUGGAGGGGCGCUUUCUCCUCGCCCCACCUCUCCUGCCCAGUGACCGAGGUCAGUAGAAAACCCGUGCCAGUGGGAGCAAGAAAGAUUUGGGCUAGAUGGGGCCUGAUGGCAGAUGUGGGGACCCAGAGUUCCCCAGACCCGGAGACUCCCCCUCUUCCUUUCCGUCUUCCUCCCUGCUCCUCGCAGCUUCCCAGAUAUGGCUCUUGCACAAAAGAAAGGUGUCCUGCGGGUUUUCCCAUCCUCUGGUGGCCAGUAGCAGGCUUCUUCCCAUCUCUCCCACCCCUCGCCACCCUCCCCCCAAAAAUGGGGAAUUUCCAGUAGCUCCUGGGGCUGUGUCUUGAGACAGGUCAGAGGGUAAUGGUAAUUUUGUGGUUCCACCCACUAGGCUCUUUCAGUAGCCUUUGUGUACAUCUCUUUUACACACACACACACCCUCCAGAAGGUCUAUGAAACCCUGAACCUCUGUUUCAUAGACACAUUUGUACACUAAGAAGUCUGCAGCAGAAUAUUUUUUAAAACCGUGGCUGUUUUUUGUAAGCUAUAUUUUUGUAUAUUUAAUUGCUAUUUUAAAAUUCUAAUGCAUCUUUUGCUAAGCACACUCGUUCUUUAAAAAGAAAGAAGUUUGCAUGUCGAUUAACUUGAAAUGUCAAUAAAUGCAGAUUUUGAAAAUGG